This is a messenger RNA of Arabidopsis thaliana (thale cress), 2546 nucleotides long. It is a transcript of the gene SDH1-1, whose product is annotated as succinate dehydrogenase 1-1. The transcript is spliced from 15 exons. NCBI's taxonomy places the organism in Eukaryota, Viridiplantae, Streptophyta, Magnoliopsida, Brassicales, Brassicaceae. Gene Ontology annotation, molecular function: oxidoreductase activity; succinate dehydrogenase activity; flavin adenine dinucleotide binding. Gene Ontology annotation, cellular component: mitochondrial inner membrane; respiratory chain complex II (succinate dehydrogenase). The coding region runs from base 170 to 2074 and encodes 634 amino acids. The record is from RefSeq and is marked reviewed. Gene Ontology annotation, biological process: tricarboxylic acid cycle; electron transport chain.
CAUCGUUUUCCAUUUUUCUUAUUUUAAGCGCCUCGGUGGCUAUCUCUCACUCCGUUCGCGUCUUCCUCUUAAAGGAAACCUCCUCUACGCGAAAUUCGUAUUCUCUCAUUUCUUCUACGGAGAUUUGCAUCGAAGAAACUGACUCGCUUGUGGAAUCAACAACAAGACGAUGUGGCGCUGCGUCUCUCGUGGCUUUCGAGCUCCUGCUUCAAAGACCUCUUCACUCUUUGAUGGCGUCUCUGGAUCUCGCUUUUCCAGAUUCUUCUCCACUGGUUCUACCGAUACGAGAUCCUCUUAUACGAUAGUGGAUCACACUUAUGAUGCGGUUGUGGUGGGAGCUGGUGGUGCUGGUCUUAGGGCGGCGAUUGGGUUAUCGGAGCAUGGCUUUAACACCGCUUGCAUUACUAAGCUUUUCCCCACAAGGUCACAUACUGUUGCUGCUCAGGGUGGUAUUAAUGCUGCACUGGGAAAUAUGUCCGAAGAUGACUGGAGAUGGCACAUGUAUGACACUGUCAAAGGAAGUGACUGGCUAGGUGAUCAAGAUGCUAUCCAGUACAUGUGUAGAGAGGCACCAAAAGCAGUCAUUGAACUUGAGAAUUAUGGGCUGCCUUUCUCUCGUACUGAAGAAGGGAAAAUUUACCAGCGUGCAUUUGGUGGUCAGAGUCUUGACUUUGGAAAAGGUGGUCAGGCCUAUCGUUGUGCUUGUGCUGCGGAUAGGACUGGUCAUGCUCUGUUGCAUACUCUCUAUGGACAAGCUAUGAAGCAUAACACACAGUUCUUUGUUGAAUACUUCGCCUUGGAUCUGCUCAUGGCUAGUGAUGGCAGUUGCCAGGGUGUAAUUGCACUAAACAUGGAAGAUGGAACAUUGCAUCGUUUCCGUUCUUCUCAAACAAUUUUGGCAACUGGGGGGUACGGCAGAGCAUACUUCUCUGCAACCUCAGCACAUACAUGCACAGGGGAUGGAAAUGCAAUGGUUGCACGGGCCGGUCUUCCACUGCAGGACUUGGAGUUUGUUCAAUUCCAUCCAACUGGUAUAUAUGGGGCCGGAUGUCUCAUCACCGAAGGAUCUCGAGGUGAAGGUGGUAUCCUUAGAAACAGUGAAGGUGAACGUUUUAUGGAACGAUAUGCUCCUACAGCCAAGGAUCUUGCAUCAAGAGAUGUUGUCUCCAGAUCCAUGACUAUGGAAAUCAGGGAAGGUCGUGGUGUAGGACCGCAUAAGGAUCAUAUCUAUCUCCAUCUGAAUCAUCUUCCUCCAGAAGUUCUAAAAGAAAGGCUUCCUGGAAUCUCUGAGACCGCUGCCAUCUUUGCUGGUGUUGAUGUUACCAAAGAGCCAAUUCCUGUCUUACCCACGGUUCAUUAUAACAUGGGUGGUAUCCCAACAAACUACCAUGGCGAGGUAGUUACCAUCAAAGGCGAUGAUCCAGAUGCAGUGAUUCCUGGGCUAAUGGCUGCUGGGGAGGCAGCUUGUGCAUCUGUUCAUGGUGCCAACAGGCUUGGUGCAAAUUCACUGCUCGACAUUGUCGUAUUUGGUCGUGCUUGUGCAAAUAGGGUUGCAGAGAUAAGCAAACCAGGGGAGAAACAGAAACCUCUUGAGAAGGAUGCGGGUGAGAAGACUAUUGCAUGGCUGGACAGGUUGAGAAACUCAAACGGGUCUCUACCUACUUCAACUAUCAGAUUGAACAUGCAGAGGAUUAUGCAGAACAACGCAGCUGUGUUCCGCACGCAAGAAACAUUGGAAGAAGGUUGUCAGUUGAUUGACAAGGCCUGGGAAAGUUUUGGGGACGUCCAGGUGAAAGAUCGGAGUAUGAUAUGGAACUCGGAUUUGAUAGAGACAUUGGAACUGGAGAACCUUUUGAUAAACGCAUCCAUAACAAUGCAUUCAGCAGAAGCACGAAAGGAAAGCAGAGGAGCACAUGCUCGGGAAGACUUCACGAAAAGAGAGGAUGGAGAAUGGAUGAAGCAUACAUUGGGAUAUUGGGAAGAUGAGAAAGUGAGAUUGGAUUAUAGGCCUGUUCACAUGGACACUCUCGACGAUGAGAUCGACACUUUCCCUCCCAAAGCUCGUGUCUAUUGAUCGAGCCCAUGUUUUUAUUUUAUCUGUUAUCGGAAUAAUAAUAAUAAUCAGGAACCCCCCAAAAAAAGGGAAUUAGGAGAAGAAGACGGAGUUAUGAGCUGAUGGAGCACAAAGGACUGUUCUGAAACUGGGUUUACGUUUUACACCAGAAACGAUGAAAAUAAAUUGAUAGAAAGAGGAAAAAACACUACAAUUCUUAUUUUCUUUAUCAGUUCCUGAAAUUGUUACAUUCUUUGUUACCUGUUAAUUACGCCUUGGUGAUAUUCAUUUUUUUUUUUUAAAUCAAAAUGUUCGAAUUCCGUAUCGACCGUGAAAGUUAUUUUGCGGUGAUAAUAGGUAUCAGAACACGAGAUACAAUUUUGAGUUGUGACCAUUAGAAAAACAAAAUUUGGGUUGUUUUUUCUUGUCUGAACAAAAUUUUAUUUUAGGUAAAUUCGGAUCAGUCAAGGCAUUUUUUAGGCCUACAAGUGGG